CCCUUCCUCAGCCUCGUGCUGUUCGCCCUGGCCGGCGCCGUGGGCUUCGUGACCCACUACCUGCUCCCGCAGCUCCGCAAGCACCACCCGUGGAUGUGGCUCGCACACCCCGUGCUGAGGAGCAGGGAGUACCGGCAGCGGGAAGUGACAGACGCCGCCCACCUGAUGUGGUUCGAAAGGCUCUACGUGCGGCUGCAGUGUUUUGAAAAGUACAUCCUGUACCCGGCCAUCAUCCUCAACGCGCUCACCAUCGAUGCGUUCUCCAUCAGCAACUACCGGAGGCUCGGGACCCACUGGGACAGCUUCCUGCUGAUCGUGGCGGGCAUGAAGCUGCUGCGAGCCUCCUUCUGCCACCCCGGGCGCCAGUUCGCGCCCCUGGGCUUCGCCGUCCUCUUCUUCCACUUCGACUGCAGGGGCCUGUCCGAGAGCUUCCUGCUGGACUUCUUCCUCGUGUCCAUCCUGUUCAGCAAGGCUCUCCCCACCUCCCCUGCAGCGUCUGCCCUUUCUCGGCGGCUCUCGGCUGAGUCGGAGUGUGAGAGUGAGUCUCUCGUUCCUGGCUUUGCUUACGUGGAAAUACCAGCCGCCGAGCUCAGCAAAACGUAA
Messenger RNA from Myotis lucifugus (little brown bat), 603 nucleotides. RefSeq names its product pecanex-like protein 2. The annotation marks the transcript as partial. The record is from RefSeq and is a predicted model, not a curated record. Lineage: Eukaryota; Metazoa; Chordata; Mammalia; Chiroptera; Vespertilionidae. The transcript is spliced from 4 exons.